Messenger RNA from Physella acuta, 1020 nucleotides. Its product is annotated as FMRFamide peptide receptor frpr-18-like. NCBI's taxonomy places the organism in Eukaryota, Metazoa, Mollusca, Gastropoda, Physidae. Gene Ontology annotation, cellular component: membrane. Gene Ontology annotation, molecular function: G protein-coupled receptor activity. Gene Ontology annotation, biological process: G protein-coupled receptor signaling pathway. The record is from RefSeq and is a predicted model, not a curated record.
AUGGAAUCUCUUAAUAUAACCACUGUUGAUUCGCCUCUGAUAAGCGACGAACUCACACGUUACAUCAUAAGAAUCCUCAUGUUCAUCGUCACCCCGACUAUCGCUAUAUUCGGCAUCACGGGAAACGUCAUGAGCAUCAUAGUCCUCAUCAAGCACGGCUUGCACAAAUGCUCCAACAUUUUACUGGUCGCCUUAGCCUUCUCCGACAUCACGUACCUCAUCUCCUUCAACAGCGUGCCUAAGAUCUUCUACGAGGCGGUCAACGACCACGAGUUCCUCGGCUUCAACGUCCAAGAGGCGAGUGUCGUCUUCUUCUUCUUCAGCGUCUUCAACUUCCUGGACUACUCUGUUGGGUUGAUGAGCCUCGUCUUGCCUAUGCUGAUUACAAUUGAAAGACUCGUUGUGAUAUUUCUUCCUUUAAGUUUUAAACGCGUCAUCACUCCUAAACGAACAUGGAUUGCUGUCAUCUCACUUGAGGCUUAUUUCUUCUCCAUUUGCCUCUAUACAACGUUUUGGUUUGAACUGGACUAUACUACAGACACACGCAGAAACCUUUCUGUAGGUCUUAUUAGAAGAUCAACAUUUUUCUACGAACAUCUACCAUCAGUCGAAAUAAUCCAAAAUAUUUUAGUUUAUUCUAGUAUAAUCAUCCCUCCAAUUUUUACCGCUGUUGGUUGCAUAAUAAUCUCAAUAAAAAUACAGAUAACAUCAACAAAACGAAGGAAACUAACUUCGAAAUCUAAAAAUAGCAACAGAACCACGCGCAUGCUCCUGGCUGUAUGCGCAGUCUACAUAUUCACGAUAACCUUUCUCUCACUGCCGAUAUACAUCCCCGAAUACGCGUCAUACUCUCUGACUGAUGAAGCGCCCUCUAACGUCGGUAAACUGUUUUAUCAACUUGUCAACAUAGUGGGUUGUAUCAACAGCUCUACUGACUUUAUCGUCUAUAUUCUGCUCAACAAGAAUUUUAGAGCCACCUACCAGGUAAUGAUGGGAUGUCGUGAAAAAGUAAAAAGAUAA